AUGUAACACAUACUGUACAUGUUACAAUUAUAUUAUUGCACAAUAAUACAUUUAAUAAAGGUUUGCACCGGCCGCAAACAGUCUACAGAUAUUGUCUUUUACAACACAACUUUCCUAGAUUUGCACUUUCAUAUGUCCCUGUGAAUGAGAGCAAAGCAUGUAGUCUCCGCCGGCAAGAUGCAUGCCAGCGAUGUACUAAGCGCGUUAUGUACCGUCAGUGACUGGGGCGAGGCAGCCUCUCAUAAUAGCCACACUCUUGCUUUUAUUCUCGUCUACUUCCUCUUUGUGUGGCAAGCCUCUUCUUUCUUGUCAAUCAUGCCAUGUUUUCAUGGUUCACUAAAUCAAACAAUAUACUGUAUGUGAAGCCUCAAAAGCCUACACAAUGCUGCAGUUCCUGGUUGUCAAUUGUUAUUUUUUUUUUCCCAUGAGGGUCCAUUCCAGUUAAGUUUGGCCAUGCCGCUUACGCGGCGGGAAAACCCACUCCAUACAGAGAGGCCAAAGUCCGGAUUCAAACCCCUAACCUCAAUGCGGUGAGGCAGAUGCUAACCACUAGUACAACGUGGCACCCCAUCAAGCAUUAUAGGAAUAAAUUACUUUUAAAUCCCAACACAUGGGACCCAACUUCAAGAAUUUAGUUUAAUCAAAUCUCAUUUGGAUUUAUUGACACGUCAAAGAGACAUCAGCUGCCAGUAUAUAAAAGACUCGCUUCAUUAAUUACAAUGUCAGCUUGCGAGUGUUUGCACAAUCUGUGUGCACUCUCUCGAUGUGCGUAUUUCUUACUUGUUGACAGUUGGGGUUUUGUGGAGCUUGUCAAAUAUUUUUGUCUGGUAAAAUGACACCAAGGCAUGGCAUGAUGACCUGCUACACAGGUUUCCUUGGCUGUAAAAUAACGCCGCAGAACCCGUAAUGAGGCAGUGACUUGGGUGUAUUAGCCUUUGUUUGUUGACAGGACCUUUGUUGUGUAAUGACAACUAUCAAGAAAGACAAGUGCAACGUUCACUUUUUUUCCCUUUUUUUGGGAGAGGAGGGGGGGUGCUUAGACGGGUUCACUCCAGAUUUUUUUGUUUUGGCUAUGACCAUGACUAUGAUGUUUCUGGAUAUUCUAUUGAAUGCUUUAUUAUAUGACAAAACUGAAGCCUGCACAGUAGUGAAUUUAAAAAGUUUCAAUACAAUGUUCUGUAAAAAUAGGAAUGUAGUUUUAGUCUUAGGAUAGAUAGGUAGGUAGUUUAUUGGGGUGUGUUAACCUUUUCAAAACUUAAUUAUAAUUUUUUAAAGAUUGUUAUAAUGUCCUAUUAUAAUCUUCACAUAUACAAAGUCACGGUACAAUAUGAGUGAGCUGAUUUAACAUGUUCAGGGCCCAAAUUGAGAUGGAAAAAAAGAAUGUACCCGACCGUUUCCACAUUGCUGAUUUGUAAAUACAAACAAAGAGUGGCAAUAAAAAUAGGAAUGAUUGAUUUUACUGAUUUAUAGUCGCCACUGUUGAUGAUAAUAAAUACAGGGAGCCUUCUCACUCCAAUCAAGAUGAUUAGAAAUUCCUCCGCAUACUUUUUUUUCGACUUUAACACCCCCCCCCCCCCCCCCCCCCCCAGCAACCCGCCAUCGGGACUUUUUACGGUCGGUGCAGGUGGAAUCAUCCGCUCGUCUACGGGGACUAGUUUACCCCCACCACCCCGGAAAUGUUGCAGCCCCCUCGGUCGCGCCAUGUGCCCGCCGAGGGGAGAGCGAGCAGCCGGGAGAGAACCAGAGUGAGUGAGGGAGGGAGCGAGAGAGUGAGCGAGAGAGAGGCGGAGGAGGAGGAGGGCGAUGAGUCAAUACAACUAAUAAUUUAAUGGGGACACGCAGGGAGAGCCGGAGCGAGAGAGGGGGGGAGACCGAGAGGCGGAUAGCCGAGGCACAAGAGCUCCGAGCCCGAGUAGCGAGACACCUUUUUCCACCUCCAGGCGUCAGCGGCGGCGGUAGUAGCAGCGCGGCAAGCCCCGCGUCUGAGCACCCGGCUGGGGAGCGUCGUUUCUCCGCGACGCCGGGAAAGUGAACGGCACUUUUUGACCUCCCCUCGUCUUUUUUUUUCUCAGCCUUGUUUUGAAUGUGGCGAACCUGCUCCGUAUCACGUUCCGGCUCCGCGCUACCAACAGCUGAGGGGACAUUUGCUAGUUCUUGGUUUCUCGCUAGCUACUUCCCAAGCACCCGGGUCUAGACGCGCACUGUCGCCGGCAACUGUGGCGGUUGUGGUGGAUACCAUGGUCCGUUCCGUACGCUGUUCUCUUCCCGGCGGCGGCUAGCGGGCAGGCUGCCAGCCAGCCUCUCCCCCAGCCUCCCACGGCCAUGUUUGUAUUUUUGGGUGAAGUAGUGGCUAACCUCUCACUUUGCACCCGCUUGUUGUUGAUUUUCUUCGGGUUGUUUUUUAGCGUCCAUGUCGCCGGGCGGUAUAAGCUAACAUAGCGCAGACACUCACCCCAGCCCCAACAUCGGUCGAUGGUCCCGCCUCUUGCCCACGGAGCCUCCCAGAAGCCGGCUUGACUUCCGCGCCCGCCCCCCCACUGUCACUCAGUUGCCAACAGGAAGUUUUGCUCUAUUUAUUAUUUGUACUGUUUUCAACAACUUAUCAGUCUACCCUGGCCAAACUUGAAGAAAAGAGGAAUCCAAGUGGUGGCAAGCUGCUCCUUUCCAGGUGACCGCAGCGAGUCGAGGGUUGCUGAGAUGAUGAUGGACCAUCUCAGCGAAACGUGUUUGGGCAAGGAGAACGCCGAGCUGGUCAACAGCAUGGCUGAGGCCAAGCCCCCACCGGCCAAGCUGCCCCGCAUGGAGCAGAACGGCAGCCCCCUGGGGAGGGCCAGGCUGGGCAGCACUGGUACCAAACUGGCCGGGUUGCCCUUCAAGCCUGCCAAUCACCUGCUGAAGACCUGCCACAAGCGCGGCAACAUGCUGCCCGUCUUCUGCGUGGUGGAGCACUACGAGAAUCCUAUGGAUUUUGACAGCAAGGAGGAGCACGCAGAGUUCGUGCUGGUGCGCAAGGACAUGCUCUUCAAUCAGCUCAUCGAGAUGGCGCUGCUCUCGCUCGGGUACUCGCACAGCUCAGCCGCCCAGGCCAAAGGUAUGAUUCAGGUGGGAAAGUGGAACCCUAUUCCCCUGUCAUACGUGACUGAUGCGCCCGACGCCACGGUGGCCGACAUGCUGCAGGAUGUCUACCACGUGGUCACGCUCAAGAUCCAGCUGCACAGUUGUCCUAAGCUGGAGGACCUGCCACCAGAGCAAUGGAGCCACUCUACAGUAAGAAACGCCCUCAAGGAGUUACUCAAAGACAUGAAUCAGAGCUCUCUGGCUAAAGAAUGCCCCUUAUCACAGAGUAUGAUUUCCUCCAUUGUCAACAGCACUUACUAUGCAAAUGUGUCGGCGGCAAAGUGUCAAGAAUUUGGGCGCUGGUAUAAACAUUUCAAGAAGACAAAGGAUAUGAUGGGCAUCCGCCAAUCAUCCCAGCUGGAAGGCUACCUGGGGACGUGCAUCCUUCGCGAGAGCCCCCGUGCUAAUGCACUAGCCGAGAUGGAUGGCCUGUCCGACCUGUCACCGCCUGGCUCCAACCACAACCACCUGGGCUUCUCCCAGCAGCAGCAGCCCAUCCCGGGCAGCACGGCCGAGCAGACGCCCUCGUCCCCGGUGCCCCCGCUGUCCCACGCCCCGCCGCCACCCCCGCAGCACGGAGGGGGCCAGGCAGGGGGCCGGCAAAUGCCCCCUGGCCUGCACCACCCGGGCCUGGUGUCCACGCCCAUCAGCCCCCAGCUGGUCAACCAGCAGCUGGUGAUGGCGCAGAUCCUCAACCAGCAGUACGCCGUCAACCGUCUGUUGGCGCAGCAGUCGCUGUCGCAACAGUACCUUAAUCACCCGCCCGUGAACCGCAACUCGCAUGCCAAGCCUCUGGAGCCCCAGGUCGGAUCCAACACCGAGGUGUCCUCUGAGAUCUACCAGUGGGUCCGCGAUGAGCUCAAGCGGGCCGGCAUAUCGCAGGCCGUCUUUGCCCGAGUGGCCUUCAACAGAACUCAGGGCUUAUUGUCUGAGAUCCUGCGGAAAGAAGAGGACCCCAAAACAGCCUCGCAGUCGUUGCUUGUCAACCUGCGCGCUAUGCAGAACUUCCUGCAGCUGCCCGAGGCUGAGCGCGACCGUAUCUACCAGGAGGAGAGGGAGCGCAGCCUGACCGCCGCAUCCGCCAUGGGCGCCGCUCCGCUCAUCAGCACACCGCCCAGCCGGCCUGUUCAGCCUCGGAGAGAAGACUGUAACAGUGUGCGGCCUGAAGACUGGAACCCCCGCAUUCCCGUGGGCCUUUCUCCUGUGAAGCCAUCCCCUCUGCCCAGCGAGUGGAACGGCAAAACGGAGAGCUGCAUUCUCAACAUCAACUCCAACAUCUACGACGAGAUCCAGGGAGAGAUGAAGAGGGCCAAAGUCUCCCAGGCGCUCUUUGCCAAAGUGGCCGCCUCCAAAAGCCAGGGUUGGCUGUGCGAGCUUCUGCGCUGGAAGGAGGAUCCAUCUCCAGAGAACCGGACGCUGUGGGAGAACUUGUCCAUGAUCCGCCGCUUCCUCAGCCUCUCUCAGGCCGAGCGCGACGUCAUCUACGAGCAGGAGAGCAGCGCCGGACAGCAACAUCACAACAACGCCGCCGACAGGCCGUCGCACUUCUCGCACGUCUCGGCAGACCCGCUGCAGCACCAACCGGCCCUGUCCCAACAACACCCGUCCCAACAGCCCCCCUCGGGCCCUCGCCUGCCCCCGCGCCAGCCUUCCACCGCCUCCCCGGCCGAGACGGAGGACGACGUGGUGCGCAGCCUGGUCAAGUCGCGCUCGGGCGGCGGCGGCGGCAAGAUCUCCCUGGAGGCCUUGGGCAUUCUGCAGAGCUUCAUCCAGGACGUGGGCCCGUACCCUGACGAGGAGGCCGUCCACACGCUGUCCGCCCAACUGGACCUCCCCAAACUCACCGUCAUCAAGUUCUUCCAGAACCAGCGCUUCUACGUCAGCCACUCGGCCAAAGGGCCCAAGGAGACGCCCCCCGCCAACGGUGGCAACGGCGGCGCCAGGAGCGGCAGCAGUUGCAGCAGCGGCGGCGGCAGCCCCGCCGCCGCCGCCGCCUUGGACGAGGAGCCCUCGGAGACCGGCGAGGGAGGCGACGCCCACAAGGAGACGGAUGAGAGCACGCAGACCAACGCCAACGCCUUCGUGGUCAAAACUGAGGAACAGGCGGGGCGAGGCGCAGGAGGCCCCGUCGUGGAGCAAGCGCAUGAUUAAAAGGAACAAAAGACUGGCCUGGACUUUCAAUUUUUGGAUUUUGUAAAAGUAUUGUAUCAUUAUGAUGAUGACGAGUCUGAUACACUGUAAAGACUUUUCUGGCAUUGUUUCGUAACCUGCACAAACACACAAAACAAGUGGAAAAUCGGUAACACUGUUCGCCUAGGACCGUAAUUGCCUAAGUCGUUUUUGAAAGUUUUCAGAAAAUAAGAGGGGAGGGGGGGCGGUGUGGGUGAAAUCAAAUUUAUAAAUGAUCACAUCCCGGAUGACCGACAAUCUACACAGACAAAAUUUUAAAAUAGAAAAUGUAAACAUUUUUUACCAGUUAAAAAUGACUUGGGCAACUAUGCCAUUAGGUCAAAGUUUUGCUUACUGCACUCACACUUUCAGGACGUGUCCACACGUACUUUUAAAAGGUAUCACUUUACAUAAACAUUUUUUCUUGAGUAAUAUGCGAAAUAUGAACCUUUAGGGGGAAAAAAAAACUUUGACUCCAUUAUGGCUAUUGAAAGAAUACAUUUUUUUUUUUUUUUGCUGAAGAUACUUUUUCUCACAAAUUUACUUUCUCAUAUGAUUACGACACUUUCUCCCAAAAAAUCUCAAUUCUUUUAGGAUUAAAGUACAAUUUGUAAAAAUUUAAAAUACGAUAAAACAUUUUUAAAGGCGUUUUGGGGGAAACCAAAUAAAAUAUUUUUUGGGGAAAAAAAGUAUUUUAAAAGUAUUGAUGUAUUGGCCACAGCAUUGUCUGGAAAAAACUUUUCUUUCACCCAAAAAUCACAAUCACUCUUAGAAGACUUUUUUUAAUGUAACUUUUUAUUUUGUUCUUAAAGAUAAAUCUGAUGAGUCUAAUAUGAGUUACUUUUCCUUAAUUAUUAUGAUUUUCAUAACUAAAACAUCCAUCUUUUCAUAAUAAUAAUAAUGAUGUUUUUGGGUAGUUCACAAAAUCUGAAGACAGACUUUUGGAAAACAUUCACCCUUGCCAUUUCUUUAAAGUUGUCCCCCCCCCCAACCCACCCUGCCAAUGCAUUUUAAAAAAAAUAAUUUUGAGGGCAAAGAGGAAAAGGGGGAAAAAAGAAAUUCCAAUCAAAUGUGAACAUAAGCGCAUACGUGUGGACACGUCGUCGCGCUCACUUUUCUUUCCUUGUGUCUUGAAAUGUCAGAUUCUGUUGGGCAAGAACAAUUGACGCCAGUUUGAGUCAUUUCUUAUUACAAGGAUGACUUUUGUGGUUUUAUGUGCGUGCGGUUUUUUUUUUUUUUAAGAAACAAAAAUCAAGGACCAAGUUGUUUGACAAGGCCUUAAAAAACACCAGGUGUCAUAUAUUGUUAUUAAUCUUAAUAUGACGAUCAACAGGCCGUCACUCCUGUGUUUUGUUUUUUUUGUUUUGUUUUUUGAGGAUGGAACAGAAUCUAAGGAAAAUUUUCUCUCUACUGUCUGUGCAUAAAUAAAUAGAUGUGAAAUAUAUGAUCAACCUAUGCCAAUAAUGCCUUGUACCACAUGGUUCCUUUUGCCAAUGGAACACACAAUGAGAAAUGUGAAUGACGCCAUCGUUCUUAUUUAUUUGCAGUGUUGAUGAUGUAAGAGAUUUUUUUUUUUUUGCAUUUCUCCCCCCUCGUCUUUUUUCUAUUUAUACACAAACGGACGGACAACAACAAAAAGUGUCUUAAACGUUUUCCAGAGGAGAAAUGUGCUUUAAAGGUGGCCUAUAAUCACAGAAAAAAAGAAGGGGAAAAAAAAGGGCAGGGCGAGCGGCACUGAUUUCAUGUUGUAUGCAAUUUUUACAAGGAUCAUGCAAAUAAGCUGAAGCGUGUAGAGAGGGAAAAAAAUACUUUAUGCAAUCUGUGUGGAAAUCAUUUGUGUCUUCCUUUUUUUUUUUUGCUUUUCACGAGCUCCAUGUGGACGAUUUUUCUUUGAAUGCGACUGACUGUUUUCGAAGCGGUUCCUCCUCCGUGCAGAUGCGCUUCUUGCUCGUCUCGGAAACGAUGGCCAAUGAACUUUUUGAUGUUUUGUCAAAGUGUACAUAGCGCACACGUAUACACGCACCGAUGUAAAUAGAGUGCAAAUGCGCAGAGCGGAGAAAAGUCUGUGGUGCCUCUCUUUCAAUCAGCUUCUUCUGCAUCUUCUUGUGCCGUGUGUGUGUCGAGCACCUGGGAAGCACCGGCUGGACGGUCCCAGCUGCUUAGUUGCCGCUGCCGUGCGUGCGUACCAGUCAGGGUCGGUCUGAACCGGCUUUCUAUUGAUGUUCUGCUGGUUGUUUGUUUUUUUUUUGUUUUUUUGUUUGUUUUUUCAUUAAUAAACAAAAAGCCAGAGUAAAAGAUUGA
Molecule: messenger RNA, 7587 nt
Organism: Hippocampus zosterae (dwarf seahorse)
Lineage: Eukaryota; Metazoa; Chordata; Actinopteri; Syngnathiformes; Syngnathidae
Gene: satb1b
Product: DNA-binding protein SATB1
Exons: 13
Coding region: 2698-5268 (856 amino acids)
Biological process (GO): chromatin remodeling; regulation of transcription by RNA polymerase II
Molecular function (GO): DNA-binding transcription factor activity, RNA polymerase II-specific; RNA polymerase II cis-regulatory region sequence-specific DNA binding
Source: RefSeq, a predicted model, not a curated record